CUCUCUCCCUCCCUCCCUCCACCCAGGCUGUGGCAUUGGCAAAGUGAUAACAGGUGGAACACAGGAACUGCAAACAGGCACCUAAUGUUCCGUGCUGUUUUGAAAUAGACCUCAAAUCGCUGCUACAUUGUGUUUGUUGUUUGUUUGUUUUACUCUGAAGAGAAAAUCAAAAUGUCAGGCGUGAAUCUUGACCAGUUACACCAAUCGACGUUGGGAAUAUAUGAGAAUCUCGUGGAGCAGUUCAACCCAGGCCUACAGAGACUGGUGGCCCUUGGCAACAUCUACAGUCAGGCCUUUCAAGCUCUUGCGGCCACCAGUGAGGAAUAUUUCAAUGCUCUGGGCUGGAUGGGGGAGCAAGCCUUACACACCCUCUCCUCUCGCUCGCUGGGUGAUGUCAUAAUCCAGAUCGCCGAGAGCCAGAGGAAACUGACCAAUGAGGUGGAGGGGAUGUUCUGCAGGUUCCAUGGUGAGGUUCUGCGGGAGAUGGAGAAUAACGUGAGGCUGGAUAAGGACUUCAUAACAGGCAGCAGGCGGCGCUAUGAGAUGGAAGUGCGCAGCCAGGCAUCGGCCAGACGCGGCGGCCACCAGGAUGGUGGUGAGUACACACACUUCCUGCGGGAGAGCCAGAGAGAUGCUCUGAAGGAGGAGGAGAGAAGGUACCGCUUCCUGGCAGAGAAGCACUGCAACUUCUCCCUGUCUAUAGCUCACCUCAUGAACAAGACAGGAGGUUCUCUGCAGCAGAGGGCAGAGGAAUGGAUGGACCACGUCAACGAGACACGAGGCUCAAGACCACGGACCCCAUCACGGAUGGAGCAAGAGCUGAUGCAGAUGGGGCAGAGAGAAGAGAAGAGAGGUCAGCAGUGGAUGGGAAGGGAGGAACAGCCUUUGGGAAGGAUGCCAUCUAGAGGCCCCUCUCCCCAGCCCCUGCGGUCUCGCUCCGGCUCGUUGGGGGACGGUCUGAGUGGCGGGCGUCAGAUGUGGGCGGUGGUGACGUGCGCCCCCUCCUCCAACCCCACCCUGCUGGACUUCACCAAGGGCGACGCCAUCACCGUGCUGGUGCCCGAGCCACGCAACGGCUGGCUGUACGGGCGAGCAGAGAACAGCGCACGUCAGGGCUGGUUUCCUGCUUCUUACGUGGAGACACUGGAACAGACUCUUUCACCACCACCCUCCACGUAUGUACACACUCUGAAAACAAACACAACAACAACAACAACAAUAACAACAAUAACCACAUGAACAUUACCACCAACUUAAA
Molecule: messenger RNA, 1258 nt
Organism: Clupea harengus (Atlantic herring)
Lineage: Eukaryota; Metazoa; Chordata; Actinopteri; Clupeiformes; Clupeidae
Gene: baiap2l2a
Product: BAR/IMD domain containing adaptor protein 2 like 2a
Exons: 11
Coding region: 172-1239 (355 amino acids)
Biological process (GO): actin filament bundle assembly; positive regulation of actin filament polymerization; plasma membrane organization
Cellular component (GO): cytosol; nucleoplasm
Molecular function (GO): protein binding
Source: RefSeq, a predicted model, not a curated record